AUGCGUUUCACCAACAUCAUUAUCUCGUCGGUGUCGACGCUCGCUCUCAUGAGCAGCGCACUCCCCAUCGGCGAAACUACCUUGAACGAAGCUAAAGACAUAUCUAACAAGUUAGAUGUGAUGAUUAGCUCCAUUAUCAACCGCGAUGGGCUAUCCAAAGUCCCCGUACUCUCUGGACAGCGUUCCACCGAUGAGGGUGAUCUUCUAGGCCUAGACAAUACUCCUCUUUCAACCACGAAGCGCGAGGCUGGAAUGUUCGACUUGCUCAAAGAACUUGGCGAAAAGCCUUUAGGACAGAGUGCCGUUGGUGACGUUGGUGCUAACGCUGAAGAAGACAUGGGGGAAGAAGUUUCUGAUACCAUCAUCAAGCAAGCCUUCGCGAGCGCCAAUGCAGGAGGAGGUGGCCUAGGAAGAUUGGGCGGCUUAGGAGGAGUGGGCGGUGCAGGAGGAUUUGGCAGGGGCCCUACCGGAUUCCUUACUUCUUUCUUGGGGAACAGCGGCGGUAAACAACCCUCCCCCGAUCCACUCUCCACAUCUGUCACGACAUUUCUGCGAGGAGGAGGACCCGACUUGUCCGGUCUGUCGGACCCCUUCACCAGCGAAGCAUCUUUGACAGACAUUGUCAAAAAGCGCCAGUCCACCACGACUUUCCCUGAGAUGCCUGCUUUCCCUGAAAUGCCUUCUCUCCCUGAAAUGCCUGGUAUGCCUUCUCUACCUGAAAUGCCUGCUUUCCCUGAAUCGCCUGCUUGGCCUUCGCCCACUCCAGGAGUAAGAACUACCACGAAUAUUGCCGGAACCGACCUUCUCAGUACCUUGAUUGGUCAAGCGGAACAACGUACUGCUAAUGUCUCCCCUGCCAAGCCAGGGCUUCUAUCAAGCAUACCGCUUUUGAGUGAAUCCCGCGGUAGCACAAUCACUAAGCGCAGAGAAGCCGUCAAAGCUACAAACGCCGGCAGAACCCCGGUGGAACUCCCAAGAAUCAAAAUUAUCUUACCUGACAGGGAAGUCGUCAAGGAACUACCACAGGAUCUGUUGUCGAUGCAAGGGUUGAAGAAACGGCUUAGAGGCAGGGCCAUCGUCGAUACCUCUGCUGCCCAGUCAAGCUCCAGAGUUUCUAAGCGUAUGCUAGAAUCACUUCCAAUCCGAGGCUCCUUCACUGAUACAGACGGUGGUCUUCUUGGUCAGGAUGGUCUCUGGAAGCGCCAAUCAGAACCAGAAAACGACAGGUUCGACUUACUUGAGUUCUUUACGGAAGAGCUACUUGUGGAUAACGAUUCGACCUUGAAAGGCCAAGGAUUAUCAGACGAGGAGAGGUUCGACUUACUUAAGUUCUAUACCGAAGAGCUACUUGGGGGGAAGGAUUCCAUCUUGAAACGCCAAGAAGAAGAAGAAGAAGAAGAAGAGGAUGAUUUUUAA
This is a messenger RNA of Pyrenophora tritici-repentis Pt-1C-BFP, 1416 nucleotides long. RefSeq lists its product as uncharacterized. NCBI's taxonomy places the organism in Eukaryota, Fungi, Ascomycota, Dothideomycetes, Pleosporales, Pleosporaceae. The record is from RefSeq and is a predicted model, not a curated record.